AUGGCGACGGCGUGCCCGCCGCUCUCGCUGCCGUCCACCUCCCUCUUCCGCGGCAGAGGCGGUAGUGGAGGAGGCCUCGCCCGGGACGGCGGAGGAGCCGCUGCUGGUGAGCGCAAUCAGAGGGAGGAAGGUCGAGAGGCCACCCGUCUGGCUCAUGAGGCAGGCUGGGAGAGCUACCAAUCGCUCUGCGAGCGAUAUCCUUCGUUCCGUGAAAGAUCAGAAAAUGUUGACCUAGUUGUUGAGAUCUCUUUGCAACCAUGGAAGGUUUUCAAGCCUGACGGAGUCAUCUUGUUCUCGGAUAUCCUUACUCCACUUCCUGGGAUGAACAUACCUUUUGACAUUGUGAAGGGAAAAGGUCCAGUGAUCUAUGAUCCUUUGAGAACAGCAGCUGCUGUGAAUGAAGUCAGAGAAUUUGUUCCUGAGGAGUGGGUCCCUUAUGUGGGACAGGCUCUGAAUUUGUUGCGACAAGAGGUUAAGAAUGAAGCUGCUGUACUAGGUUUUGUUGGAGCUCCGUUUACCUUGGCAUCUUAUUGUGUGGAAGGAGGUUCAUCAAAGAACUUUACAAUGAUUAAGAAAAUGGCCUUCUCAGAACCAGCGAUUCUACAUAAUUUGCUACAAAAGUUCACAACAUCGAUGGCUAACUAUAUUAAAUACCAAGCAGACAAUGGGGCGCAGGCUGUCCAAAUUUUUGAUUCAUGGGCUACUGAACUCAGCCCAGCUGAUUUUGAGGAAUUUAGCCUUCCUUAUCUAAAGCAGAUAGUGGAUAGUGUUAAGGAAACACAUCCUAACUUGCCUCUGAUACUAUAUGCAAGUGGAUCUGGGGGCUUGCUGGAGAGGCUUCCUUUGACAGGUGUUGAUGUUGUGAGCUUGGACUGGACAGUUGAUAUGGCAGAGGGCAGGAAAAGAUUGGGAUCUAACAUAGCAGUUCAAGGGAAUGUGGACCCUGGUGUUCUUUUUGGAUCCAAAGAGUUUAUAAGCAAGCGGAUUUACGACACUGUGCAGAAGGCUGGCAAUGUUGGACAUGUGUUGAACCUUGGCCAUGGCAUCAAGGUUGGAACUCCAGAGGAAAAUGUUGCUCACUUCUUUGAGGUUGCAAAAGGGAUCAGAUACUAA
Molecule: messenger RNA, 1113 nt
Organism: Miscanthus lutarioriparius
Lineage: Eukaryota; Viridiplantae; Streptophyta; Magnoliopsida; Poales; Poaceae
Source: the annotation of a GenBank genome assembly